UAACUAAUAAACCUUAUUGUAGCUUAAAGUGUUACUGAAAAUGUAAUUCCAACUUUCUCUUAGAAAUCUGGGGCCGUAUUCACAAAACAUUUUAUCUUACCACUAAGAGUUCUCCUAAAUAGCAGUAAAAGUUCUUAGCUAAGAGUUUUACUAGACUGAAGUCUUAAGCUAAGAGUAAGAGCAGGGUUGACCUCAUUGCUAUGGAGUAUAGACACAGUGAUUGGCUGAUGGGGCAACACAGUCUCACCCCCUACUCGUCAAAUGUCUGACGCAUGGUCAGUAGACCCUGGCGUCACUUUUUAACGCACUGGGUAUACCUUUGGCGUUAUUUUUCGACGUGCAGGGUAGUCCGAUAGACUUCUAUAGAACUCAACAGCGUUGAAAUUUGACGUCUUGGGUCAGCACACCGCAACCCGUUGUCUGCCUUAUGGGUCGACACUACAAUAAAUAAAAAUAAAAAAGGAAUAGGCUACAAAAAAUGAUUUAGUAAGCAUUUUAAGUAAGCAUUUUAAGAGUUUUCUUGUCAUAGGUAGGACACUGCUGUAAUUAUAGCAGGCUGGAUAACGUUUUUAUCGGAGGUUUGUUGAUUUUAAUAAAUAUAUAUAAUAUGCUACGAUUGAGUUCAAUUAAUCUUUUUUUGUUGUUGUUGUUUUAUUAAAUCCUCUAAAUUAAUAACGCUGACGUGAACGUAUGGGCGAUCCCAAGGUCCAUUGCGAUUUUACACUCGGUCCCCUAGUCCCUUCAUCAUUUACUUUAAAACUUCAGCUUCGUUACAAAGCAAAAACAAAGGCACUUUUUAGAGCCACGUUUGUCUAGUUAAUUGUUGUCAGUCCAUCUGGUUCUCUGUUGUUCUUGCUCUUUUGCUCUUCCCCCUAUCCCUUUAGUGUUGUCUUGUUUGUCCUUGUUCAUCAUGAGUGACCAUUCCAAUUUCGAACAGGUCCUUAAUGAGCUUGAUGAGCUUGUUGAACAUUCUAAAUUAAAUUAUGAACUCAAGACCUUGGAAGAUUUCAUCAAUAAGAUGCCGGGAGAACAGGAGGCAGCACCAUCCACCAGCCAUCAACCAGUCCAGAAGGCUCCACCAUCCACCAGCCAUCAACCUGUCAGGUGGCUGAAGAGAGACAGUGAUGGAAAUGUUGUCUAUGACAGACCAAGAUCAUCCCGAAACCAAACAGCUACUAGUCACAGCUACAGUCGUAAGACUGGUGCUCAUACUAGGAUGUUGGACAGCAGCAUUGAGAUGACCAACUACUGUCCUCCUGACACUGUUGAGACUUUCCUUGAAGAGCUAAACCACUCACAGGGUGAUGACUUGGAUGAUCAGGAAACGGCACCAGCACCACCACGAGCUUCCUCAGACUGGUCUACUCGAAAAAGUCUCCUCUCAGAGAGGUGGGAGAAAGAGAGACCCUGUCUGGUGAAUACCAUGGUGGCACAACAAAAUGCGACAACUCAGAUCUGCCAACAAUGUGGCAGCAGUCCAGCUGCUGUCCGUUGUCGUGACUGCCGACCACAACCAUUCUUCUGUGCUGAUUGUGAUGUUAGUAUACACCGAAACCACGUGUUCCACAACAGGGAUGCAACAAUAGCUGGAUUCUUUCAGCCAUUGCCUCCAACAACCUGUGUCGUGGAGAGGGCUCUUUCCCAGUGUGUGUGUAUUGUGCCGUUGGAGAUGCCCGAGAAAAUAUGUAGUUGUUCUCCAGGAUCGUUGAGUGUCAACCCAGGAAAAGUUGUUGCUGUGGUUACAAUGAAUGGACGAUAUGAUCUCAGUAUGCCUGAGAUGAAAUGCGAGGCAUGCAAAGCCACUUGGAGCGCUGGAGUGGAUGACCUGGUCCGAAAUGACUACUGGCCUGCUACCCUUCACUUUUCCACGGUGUACGCUACAGAUGUGUUUUGUUCAUAUGAAGAGUUGAAGAUGGCAGCACCAGGACUGUCCUGCCAAGCAUUUUUAAGAAUGCUUGAUCAACGAACUGUCCGAUUUGGCCGUACUGGGAAGAUCACAGCAGACAGCUUCAGAAAAAGCUUUUUGGAGUGGGAGGCUGUUAGAUUUGAGGUGGAUAAGAUCUGCAGGGAGGAGCAUUUUGUCUGUCCUGCGUGCACCCCAGACAUGCUUGCUGUUUCUGUGGAUGGAAAUCGCAAGCACUACCGCUUUAAGAAUGCAGCAAGAUCUGAAGAACAAGCCUUAUUUGAUGGCAUCUUCAUUGCAAAAGAUGAUGAAGUAGAGAGAUUUGUGGAUUACAUUCAUUCUACCACCAACCAUGUCUCUGGAAGAGGUGUCUGUGGAGGGGAGUGGUCAGCUGCCAGGGAAACGUCUCAGAGAUCCUCAAGUAAAAUUGAUGAGGAGGGACUUGAGCUUGCAGUCUGUCGACAUGGAGUUUUUCUUGGCGCUCUCAACAUGUUCAGGGGAGAAAUCUAUGCUUAUCCCCUCUACCUGCAGAACAAGCUGGCAAAUAAGCCAAUAAGCUUUUUUGCCAUGGAUGUAACCUGCAAGUACUGGCCCUACCUCAACAAAGUGGCAAAAAGCUGCCCGGAGCUCCAGCACCUACUUAGCAUGAAACCGUUUCUCUCAGUGUUUCAUGCCAAAGCCCAUGAUUUUAAAUGUGAGGUUAAAUGGAGUGGAGCUUACCAGCAAGGGGCCGGAUUGACACUUGGGGAGGAGGUUGAGCAGUGUAACGCCUUCCUCUCUAGGAUUGCUGUGACCACGAAGCACAUGUCCAAAGCAGGACGUACAGACAUGCUUACACUGAUGGCCAUGCGCUGGAAUCAGCAAAAGUUUAAGAACUUGGCUACUUCACUUGCCUGCCGAUAUCAGAAGGCCACAAAACGCCUGGAGAGCCAACUUCAGGACCUGGAAAGCAUGAGAAUCCAGCUGGCAGUGACACAGGUUGAAGUUGAGGGCUGGGUCACUGAUAUUAAGGAGUGGGCAGAAGCAACAACAUCCCAAAAGAAUGCCGAUCUUGACGCGGUGACCAGUAGAAUGGAGGUGCUGGUGGCCAGCAUUAAAAGAAGGUCCCAGCGCCUUUACAAAGACACCGAUGGCAGCAAAGGUCGGGCCCGGAUUCGGCGCAAAAUCAGAGAGGAGAAGGCCAUUCUUAGCUCUGUUGUUGAAAAAUACAACAGUAUGGUUCCAGAUACAGAAAGAAUCGCCUUUGACAUCAUUCUCUCUGACGAGACAGUUUGGCCAUGGCAACUUUCACAUCGUGACGCUGUAGAUUUGAAAACCAAGAGGAAGGCGUUUGAUGUUGUGAUGGCAAUAAGGAGACUUGAGGAGGAGAAGAAGAUUGUUCUUUCUGAGAUGGCAAAGCAUUGGAAAUCUCUCUCCACUCGUGCAGACACACUCAAGGAGAUGUCAUGCCAGCUUUCCAGUGAGGCAUUGAAAAGUGAGCUGUGGGCUCUAAACGAAGAAGGGAUCAAGGGUUUCCUCAGCUUAACUUUGAGAAAAAAGCAAGAAGUCACCAGAAUGAUGAAGCAUGCAAGAGACUGUUAUGCUCAAGUUUUGACUGGAACAAGUAUGGACUUCCAGAAUGAUUGGGAUGGAUACGACAGUGAUUCUGAACUGUCAGACGACUGAGUAUGAGGAGCUCUCAAAGUGAGAAAUGAGCAUUAACUCACUUUUGUUUUGAUUCCUUAUAUUUGUCAGUGUUUCCUUUUUAGUUUUUUAGGUUUUUUAGCAGUGGGGGCAGGUCCAAAAAAAUCACCAGUUAACUUAAUUUAAAUUUGCAAGACCAGGCUUAAAUGAACUGACAACAUAAGUUAUACGACUUACGGUUCUCAAGAACGUACACACACAAUCUCAACUGGCUUAUCAUCCGUACAGCGUCUCUUUUUCCUUUCUCCCUUUUUCUGCUGAGUGACGCGCAUGCCCGCUUUCAUACAUUCAUAUAUUUCUGAUAUACAAAUCUUUGUAAUGUAAACAGUUUAAAAAUGUCAUUACAAAGUGACAAUUAUAUUUUGGAUAUAAAUAUAAAUUCUCUUCAGCGUUCUGCUUUCUCCACCCCAUUCUAUCAGGGAAAUCUGUAGAAGCUUAACAGGUUUAACAGAGGCCAUCCUUAUAUUUAACAUAUUUCAGAAAUGAAAUGCCAUUUCUUUCAGCCUAAAGGCCUGGCCCCCAUCUUGGGAACAUAGGAAUGACUGUGUCAUAGAAGAAGGUCUGCUAAAAUGACUGUUGUCACAUUGCUGGUUCCAAGAAACAAAAAAAUGUGGCCAUGUGGACAACAAUAAAGUUCUACUGUUCUUCUAAUGUUGUAAAUAAAAAUUAUUUGUUUAUAAAUCUCUGCUUCAUUAUUCAAAAUGUUUCCUUAAUUUUGGACAAUAAACACUGUUUUCGUACAAGCUGCUGUCUAAGUAACAUUUUAAAGCCUUGUAGUACUCAAGGUAUAGCCAGCUUUGGUGUUAUGAAUAACCUUACAGUUGACACUAACCAUAUUCUUGUAUCUACACUGUUUUUGGAAAAAAAAAAAAAAAAAGACACGUUUGUAAAAUGGAGCUUGCCCUCAAUAUGUUUUCCAUGUGUAAAUGAAGUUUACUGCUACACACUAUAUAAGUUUGUAACAAAUAAAAAGGAACAUUUAAGUGUAUUGACUACAAAACAGCUUUCCCAUGAGUUAUAGCCAUGUUUUCAACCAUUGUCAGCACACCUGAGAAGUCAAUAAAAAAAGUAAUAGUACUUAAUAAAUUAUUAAUACAAUGAUUUUACUGUCAUAAUCAGCCAGACAGUGUGUCACAUACAGUAGGUUCUGACAUAACAGUUAACGUUAGGCGUUAUUGGCUUGAAAUGCUCCAGAUCCAGGCCUAUGUAACGUUAGAUGAGCAACUUUUCUCGUAGUUUUCUCUUCCUUUUCCAAUUGGCUGCUUUGUAGUGAGAAAUGUGCAUUUUAUUUUUACAAAACUAAAGAUACAGAUAAUAUACAUUCAUUGAA
Messenger RNA from Megalobrama amblycephala (Wuchang bream), 4916 nucleotides. RefSeq lists its product as uncharacterized. NCBI's taxonomy places the organism in Eukaryota, Metazoa, Chordata, Actinopteri, Cypriniformes, Xenocyprididae. The coding region runs from base 911 to 3568 and encodes 885 amino acids. The record is from RefSeq and is a predicted model, not a curated record. The transcript is spliced from 15 exons.